AUGCAGCUGAGAUUGGGGCCUCGCCGGCGUUCCCCUCGGCUGCAAGCCCUGGGCGGCGGCCCGGACCUCAUCAGCACUCUCCCGGACGACCUGCUCCUCCUCGUCCUCGCCCGCCUGGAAUGCGCCGCCGCCGCCGCCCGGACCGGCGUCCUCUCCCGCCGGUGGCGCGGCCUCUGGGCGCGCCUCAGCCGGAUCGUCCUCCGCGACCUCCCCUUCUACUCCCUCGAGCCGGCGCUCGCCCGCCUGCCUCCCCCGCCGGCGAUCUCCCUCCUCGAAAUCUGCCUCCCCGAGCCGAGCGGGCCCAUCUCCGAGGAGGACCUUGCCGAUUCCGCCGAGGUCAACUCGUUGCUCCGCGCCGCCGCGCAGAUCGACCCGGAGGAGUUCUUCCUGGUCUUCCCCUCGGGCCUAGUCGACUGUUGCCUCGUCCUCGACCUGCCUUGCUUCCACCGCGCCACCUCCAUCGUGCUGAAGCUGGACCUUUCUAAUUUCGGGGACUAUUCCACCAUCCUAGCCGGCGUUGAGUUCCCCGCGCUCCAGUCGCUGUCCCUGUCCUGCUGCACCGCCGACUUCGGUGCAUUGCUCUCCUGCUGCCCCCGGUUGCGCACGCUCCGGCUCGCUGAUGUUUGUUUCUAUAAGGGUGCCUUCAGGGUCAACUCACCCUUUCUGCAGGAGCUAGUUGUCGUGGCUGGGGCAUGGAUAAACCAAGCCACCAUUGUUGCCCCCGUGCUAAAGCAAUUGACCAUGUCCUUACACACCUACCAGGAGCUCACAAUUUCCAUUUUGGCACCAACGGUGGAGAAUGUCUCGUGGGACUGCCGUUUCUCCGGGCACUCUAUCGCCUUUGGUCUUUGGCGGCUCGCGCAGCUCAGCCUACAGGCGGCGGCAGAGAUGCCCCCGUCGCUGCACAUUCAUGCCUGCAUCAGCUGGCCUAUUUUUCAAGGUGAAGUGGAGAACUUUACGCAUGAGAUAGAUAAGCAUAUGAUUGCCGAGUUCUCUAUUUUGGAGUUACAUCUCGAUACAUGGGGACAUGUUUUUGGAGCACUCGCGUUUCUACUCCUUGGGAUGAAUCGAAUUCGCAGUUCUAUGCGGAGACUUAAGGUCCUCCUACAGAGAUCAAUGCCAGAAGACGUAUGCCCACAAGAUUGUCCAUGUGAGCCCACGGACUGGAGAUCCCAAACAAUCUCCUUGACUGCUCUUGAAGAAGUGGAGAUCAGUGGCUUCGAAGGAAAUGAACAUGAGAUUGAUUUCUUGAAACUCAUAUUCAAAUGCUCGCCAUUGCUUAGAAGAAUUACUGUGAAGCUGUCACAUGAGGCUUGAUUAACACUCUUCUAGAUGCCACAAGGAUAUAGCUGUUAAUCCUCGGUGGAUGCCCGGUAGCCAAAGUUGCCCGUUGACAUCCCUACGUCUGUGGAUUUAAAAAUAUCGUACUCUCCCACGACGAUCUACUGGUCCCCUACCUGAUCUUAGGAUUUUGUUUUGUUCCUUCAACUGGUUGCCUGAGGUUUUGUUUCGUCAGUCAGGGUGCUGUAGCUUUGUGUAUAUAGGGUUCUUCUAAGUGGUGUUCUGUUGCUGAACUUCUGAAUGACUUCUAUGCCAUUCAGUUAUGGGAGUGGAUGCACUCAACCUAUAUCUGUCAGUCAUGUAUUCUAAGGUUAAGCUAGCGAUACUACUAAGCGUAGUUGCUUCGUGAGAUUGUUCGUAUCGAGUG
This is a messenger RNA of Lolium rigidum, 1708 nucleotides long. RefSeq lists its product as uncharacterized. Gene Ontology annotation, molecular function: protein binding. The transcript has 5 exons. The record is from RefSeq and is a predicted model, not a curated record. The coding region runs from base 1 to 1317 and encodes 438 amino acids. Lineage: Eukaryota; Viridiplantae; Streptophyta; Magnoliopsida; Poales; Poaceae.